Molecule: messenger RNA, 1974 nt
Organism: Blepharisma stoltei
Lineage: Eukaryota; Ciliophora; Heterotrichea; Heterotrichida; Blepharismidae
Source: the annotation of a GenBank genome assembly
AUGGGGUGCUGCCAAUCUCUACCAAAUUCUACAAGCGAGCUUAUUAGUGUAGUUCGUGAAGCUACUAACUCCCCCCCCUCCGUGAGUAAGCAAAAAAAUCUUGUUCGCUCACGGAGGGAGGUUAUUUUUUUAAAAAAAAUUUAUAUAUAAAUUCAUAGAAAACAAAUUUUUUCGAAAUUUUAAAGGAUCCUAAAUCGCAAAAAAUGGAAAUCAAAUAUUAAUUUAAUUUAUAAAAUUAAUUUUUAAACAAUUUUUUUUAAAAUUAAAGAGAAUUAGCUAUAGAUUUUGUAAUACUAAUUAUCACUUAUUAUCAAAAUUUUUUCCAUAAAAAAAAUUCUAUUAAAAAAUUUUUUUUUUUGCUCACAGGGUUGUUUUUUUGGCAAAAAAUAGGGAUUUUUUUAACGGUUUUAUUCGUCACAGGGGAAUAAGCAAGACCUUCAUAAAGAAGAUAUAAAAGAAACCACAGACACUCAUGCUCCGCAGCCACAAAUUUAUGACGACACCGCAAGCGAUAUUUCAUCUAAACAUAACAAAGCGUCUGUGCAUACAGACCCAGGUGUAAAAAUCCGUAGAAAGCAGUUCGUCCAUGUUAUCAAUGGAGAUAUCAGGCAAUUUUAUCAGGUGCAAGAAAAGCUUGGCAACGGCUCUUUUGGCAGUGUGCAUAAAGCAAUUCAUAUUAGUAGCGGAGCAGUUAGGGCUAUAAAGGUGCUAUCGAAAUCAAAAUUCAAGAAAGACGACCGAGAGAAGCUUAUACAAGAAGUAGAAAUCCUGAAAGACCUUGACCAUCCUAACAUUUUAAAAAUCUACGAAGUUAUUGAAGAUGACAUCUCUCUUUAUAUUGUUACUGAGCUUUGUACAGGCGGAGAGCUUUUUGAUAGAAUUAUUUCUCAGCAUAGAUUCUAUGAAAAUACAGCUGCCAGCUAUAUGUACCAAAUAGUCUCAGCACUAAUGUACUGCCAUCAAAAUGGUAUAGUUCACAGAGACCUCAAGCCAGAAAACCUACUUUUUGAGAAUGACUCACAAGAUGCCCCGAUCAAGGUCAUUGAUUUUGGGACUUCUUUAAAAUUUUCGCCUAAUACUAAACUGUCGAAUUUUACAGGAACCGUAAGCUAUAAAUAGGCGUAUUAUGUAGCUCCAGAGGUAAUUAAAGGGAAAUAUGACGAAAAAUGUGAUGUCUGAAGCGCUGGAGUUAUUUUGUAUAUUAUGCUAUGUGGAAUCCCACCAUUUAACGCAUCUUCUGAAAAUGGGAUUUUAAUGAAAGUUUCUAGAGGCGUCUUCACCUUCGCAAUGCCUGAGUGAAAAAACGUGUCUCAAGAAGCCAAAAGUCUAAUAACAAAAAUGCUUACCAAAGACCCUGCAAAGCGGCCUUCAGCUGAAGAAGUCCUCCAAGACAAAUGAUUGCAAGGCAGAGUUGAUCGGGAAAUUAAAGGAAAUCGACUCGCGAGGUCAACCUUAACAAAUCUUGGCGCUUUUAAAGUAAAUUUUAUAUAGUCCGGCUGGAAACUCCAACAAGCGACUUUAGAAUAUAUUGCGUCCCAUUUAACAACUAAUGAAGAAACAGAAGAAAUCAGAAAAGCUUUUAUAGCACUUGAUGAUAAUGGAGAUGGAAAAUUAAGCCCAGAAGAAAUAAGGGCUGGCUGCUUGUCAUUAAACUUAGGAGCGGAUGUAGAAGAAAUUCUAGCACACUGCGACGCAGAUGGGAAUGGGUAUAUUGAUUACACAGAAUUUGUGACCGCCACGCUGGAUUGGAAAAAAGUCCUUUCUCAAGAAAAGUUAGAGGCAGCUUUUAAGGCUUAUGAUACAGAUAAUAGUGGGACGAUUUCUAUAGACGAGUUUAAAGCAUUUUUGGGUGGAAAUGAAGGAGUAGAAGACUCAGUGUGGAAACAAAUUUUUGAUGAAGCCGAUUCCAAUGGAGACGGAGUGAUUGAUUUGGAAGAAUUCAAGACAAUAAUGAUGAAAAAUAUGAAUAAUUAG